CCCCUGUUUCCCCGACGACUCUCUCCCAAAUAACGCUCGGUCUCGGACGACGGCCACGCUCCCUCCCGACGAGGGCCGUGCUCUCUCCGAGGACGGCGACGUUCCCUCUCCCGACGACGGCCUCUUCGCUCUCCGACGACGGUGACGCUCCCUCCCGACGACCGUGACGCUCCCUCCUGACGACGGCCUCUUCCUCCCGACCUCUUUCUUCCCGAAUCGCGCUCUCUCCUGACGCUGGGCUUUCUCCGACGAGGGCCGUGCUCUCCCCGCUAUGCUCAAAGCCUUCUCUGCCGAGAAGCCCUAGAUCUGCGACGACAAUCCCCGCUUUUCAGGAAGAAGAAAUAAAAGGGGCCAUUGUCCUGAUUUUUGCUAACGAGCAGGAUCUUCUUGGAGUGCUUGACUGAAGCAUUGGAGUUGCAUAAGAUUGAAAGUUGCCAAUGGGCUAUCUUUAGAACUUUUGCUAUUAAAGGGGAGGGCCUUUUUGAGGGAAUCGACUGAAAGCUGGACUACAGGUUGAAAGAUCGAGUUGAAAUCCAGAAGAUGCGUAAUCUUUGCGGCUGUGUUGAAGUUAAGCAAUCAACUGUAGCAGUUGUGGAAAAAUUUGGCAAGCAUCACAAAAAUCUGGAGGCUGGACGCCACUAUGUACCUUGCAUUUGUGGAUAUCAAGUUGCUGGCGAGGUUUCACUCAAAAUCGAGCAAUUGGAUAAUAUAAAAUGCAAAGUGAAGACUAAGGAGAAUGAGAAUGUACAUGUUACUGCAUUUCUGCAAUAUCAAGCCAUCAGGAGCUAUGCAACUAAGGUCUUUUACAGUUAUAGCAAUCCAAGGAAGAUGAUUCAGGAUUUAAUGAUCCAUGCGAUUGCAGCUUACGCUGAAAGACACAACUUCGAUGAACUUUCUGUGAUAGAAUUUUCUGCAGGUGUUGUACAGAUAUUCAAAGAGGAUUUGUUUGGCUCUGGAUAUGAAGUUGUGAAAGUUAAGAUUGUGCGCAUAAAACCGGAUAAGCAUCUUAAGAAUGUUUUGAUGGAAACAAGUGAUGGACAGAGGGAGGUUGCACGCCAGCAACUUUAUGCAGAGAGUGCUAGAUACAGGCAUAAGUGCAUUGUCGAGGGUUGGAAGAACAUGGGCUACGGAGAUAAUAUAGACAUGAUCCAGAAGUUCCAAUACAUUGAUGCAUUGAUGCAUGGAGGGAAAUAGGAGCAAAGUCAGGUCAUCUAUGAACUUGCUCACAAGGUCUAGGACCUAUCCAUGAAGCCCAAGUUCCACAUAAUCGACACAAUCCUGAGCCAUAGGCUGAUGCAGAGCAAAUUGGAUGAGCAAUCUAGGAAGAUAGGAGGGGCUGGACCACUUGAUUGCUAAUCAAAAUAGUUUUUGUACAAUGUUUUGGCAAUUUCAAGGGAUCUCCUUCUUGCCUUGACUGCGUAAAUUUAUGUUUCUGAUUGCCUUUUGUUUGAGUAUGAUAUGCAGUCUUUUCACAA
This is a messenger RNA of Eucalyptus grandis, 1475 nucleotides long. Its product is annotated as hypersensitive-induced reaction 1 protein-like. The record is from RefSeq and is a predicted model, not a curated record. The transcript has 8 exons. Lineage: Eukaryota; Viridiplantae; Streptophyta; Magnoliopsida; Myrtales; Myrtaceae. Bases 541 to 1194 code for a protein of 217 amino acids.